This is a messenger RNA of Saimiri boliviensis boliviensis (Bolivian squirrel monkey), 3483 nucleotides long. It is a transcript of the gene SLC35G1, whose product is annotated as solute carrier family 35 member G1. Gene Ontology annotation, cellular component: endoplasmic reticulum membrane; plasma membrane. The record is from RefSeq and is a predicted model, not a curated record. NCBI's taxonomy places the organism in Eukaryota, Metazoa, Chordata, Mammalia, Primates, Cebidae. Gene Ontology annotation, biological process: regulation of cytosolic calcium ion concentration; calcium ion export across plasma membrane.
CGGAAGAGCCCGCAGCCCGGGCGCUGCUGCUGGCGCCAGACGGCUCGCCGGCGGCUGGUGGAGCGCGGGCAGCGAGAUGCAGCCCCAGGACAGCGCCGGGGCCGCGGAGCUGGAGGAGCCCGGGCUGCCGCUGACGGACGAUGCACUCCAGGGCGUCAGUGAGGAGUCGGCGGCCGCCGAGGCAGCGGGGGCGCCAGACCGCGGCAGGUGCUGGCUCUGCCGUUCCUCGCCGUGUUGCUCGCGCGCGGAGCCGGAAGCCAAGAAGAAAGCACCCUGUCCUGGACUUGGCUUGUUUUACACAUUAUUGUCUGCCUUCCUUUUCUCAGUGAGCUCUUUAUUUGUUAAAAAAGUGCAAGACGUCCAUGCUGUAGAGAUUAGUGCAUUUCGAUGUGUGUUCCAAAUGCUAGUUGUUAUCCCUUGCUUAAUAUACAGAAAAACUGGGUUUAUAGGCCCAAAAGGUCAACGAAUUUUCCUCAUUCUCAGAGGAGUCCUUGGUUCUACCGCCAUGAUCCUUAUAUACUAUGCUUUCCAGACAAUGUCCCUCGCUGAUGGCACAGUUAUCACGUUUAGCAGUCCAGUGUUUACGUCCAUAUUUGCUUGGAUAUUUCUCAAGGAAAAAUAUAGCCCUUGGGAUGCUCUUUUCACCGUGUUCACAAUCACCGGAGUGAUCCUUAUCGUGAGACCACCAUUUUUGUUUGGUUCCAACACUUCGGGGAUCGAAGAAAGCUAUUCAGUCCACCUUAAGGGAACGUUCGCAGCAAUUGGAAAUGCCGUAUUUGCUGCAUUGACUCUAGUUAUCCUAAGAAAAAUGGGAAAAUCUGUGGACUGCUUUCUGAGCAUUUGGUAUUAUGUAGUACUUGGCCUCUUUGAAAGCGUCAUCGUCCUCUUUAUAUUAGGAGAGUGGAGUCUGCCUUACUGUGGGUUGGACAGGCUAUUUCUCAUACUCAUUGGGCUCUUUGGUUUGGGGGGUCAGGUAUUUCUCACGAAAGCACUUCAAAUAGAAAAAGCAGGGCCGGUAGCAAUAAUGAGGACAAUGGAUGUGGUGUUUGCUUUUAUCUUUCAGAUUAUUUUCUUUAAUAAUUUGCCAACAUGGUGGACAGUGGGGGGUGCUCUCUGCGUAGUAGCCAGUAAUGCUGGAGCAGCCAUUCGUAAAUGGUACCAAAGUUCCAAAUGAAGCAUCAUUUCCAAAAUACAUAUUUUUUUUCAAGUACACCAUCACCUAAUUCACAUACAGCAUGCACACACAUCUAGAAAAUCUGCAUUUGCUUCAUUGGUUAUAGCUAAUGAAUUUCAUAAAGUACCAUUUUUGAAUAUAGUAUGUCUUUAAGAAUAGCUAGUCUGGUCUAACAAUUUUUUGGUAGCUUUGGUUUUGUUUUUUGUUGUUGUUGUUGUUGUUGGGGUCAAGUUGGUUAGAGGAGAGCUCAUUGAAGAAAAACCAAAAUAUUUUAUGACUAGUAAUAUGACAUGUAAUUUUUAAAAUGUAUUUUUGGUACUGAUGGGAUAUGGGUGGGGAGGCUAUUUUAGAUAUUCUUUUAGCAGUGUAGAGCCUAAGAAACUUGGUUCUACCACCGUGAUCCUUAUGUACUAUGCCUUCCAGACAAUUGAUAAUGCUGCUAUAAUUAGUAUUAUGUUGAUAAUUAAUUUGCAACCUUAUUCUAUUUAGGAGGACAAAGUUGAAGCUUAGAAUAGGUGCCUACUUAAUGGUGUUAAUAAUACAAAUGAAUUGGCCUUAUUUUCAAGACUUUUAUAAAUGAUUAUCAUACUUGUAACUCAUAUUUGUGCCUUUUCAUUUUAAUGCUGGAAUAUUUAUUAUGUCACCUCUAAAACACUUAACUUGCCAAAUUUGGCUAGUAGUUUUCCGUUUCUGUGGCAUUAGCAACUGCAGGUAGCAUUCUAUAAUUUUAAUUGUCUUCAGUUUUUUUGAAACUGCACUAAAUUUUUCUUAACAUUCCAAGAUUUCAGAUCUUUAAAUCACAAAAAGAAAUCUUGGCAUGACCAGUGUGCACAUUUCCAUCCUGAAGUGUUUUCUCUUCACUAGAAAUGUGAUUUUCUAUAUAUUCCUCUUGGAUUUAUAGUGUGAUGCCAAAUAAAAUUUUCUCAGGAUCUUAUUAGGUUGAACCACAUGGAAUUGCCAAGAUUUUACUAUUUGAACUUAGAAAAACCAUAGUUUCAUAUGGUUCACCCUAAUAGAUACCUCUCUUAUUCUCUAAAUGAAAUAGAAGACUUUGGAGUAUAUGUUUUUAAAGUAAUUUUUUAAAGUACGGUAAUGCUAUUAAACUUAUUUUUAUAGUUAUGAAAUUAUAUGUAAUGCUUUAUGUUAUACAUUAAAUGUAAAGACCUGUGAAUCCAUGUUUGACUUUCAUAGUUUUCUACAUAGAAAUAAAAUCACCAUAAAUUCUAGUAUAUCAGUAUGAUGUUAAAUGUCAGUGCCAUACCAUGAUGCUGCACCAUGAUACUAACGUCAUGAAUUCAGACAGCACAUUUUACAUCUGGAACUUCAUCAGACCGACACUUUGCAGUUAGAGAGAAUUUAAUAUCUAGAAAAGCUUGGGAGGUUUAUCAGGACUUAGGGAGUACACGUAAAUGAUUCUUUGUUGUAACGAGCCCUUUAUUGGUGAGGUUGCAAUAGCCUUCAGCUUUUAUUGUGUCAGAUGAAGCAUCUCAUUAUCUUAAGCCUGCAUAGUUGAAAGGUUAUAGGCUCUUUCCUACCCUCUCAUCAUAAUUUUUCCAAAGCAAAGAGGAACUUGGCUUCUGGGAUUCAUGCCUUGGUGAGAAAAUCUUUUCCAAUAGUUCCAAUGGGGGAAUUUUUGGCCUGCUGAUUUUAUCAAUUGUCUUGACACCUUACAGAUCCUAAAUGAAGUCUAUAUAGGUGAGUCAUCUCUAUUCCACCUAAUUUAUGGUAUUGGAAUUAGAUAUUUGCAGAAACAUCAUUCUGCAGUAUCUUAGAUAAUUAUAGAAUCAGGAGCAGUUUAGAACUCAGAGGUCUCAGAAAUCAUCACAUAGGGGUCGUGCUCCUUAGAUAGGGAUGAUAAGGAGGAGACCUGCCCAAAUUGAAUUUCCACGGCCUUCCUCUCUUAGUUGCAUGAUAAAGUAUGGACAGUAAACCACUACUUGAGCCACCUAAGGUGAAUUAACUCUCAGGGAACCCUCUCCCAGUUCUUUACCUUGCACAAUGAAAGAACCAAUGGUAUCUAGAAAGUUAAAUCCCUUUAGGCCCAUCCACUAGAGACAUGUUUUAUUUCAACAAUGUGGUUUAAGUACUUGAAUGUCAAACUAUAUGAUUGAGGUUAGAGAAUGUGUUUCUUCUAGCUCCUACGGGGGUAUGAUUCCUAAACAUAGUGUCCAAGGUGUAUACAAGGAUAUGUAUUGUAACAACUAUGGUUGUUUAUAUUUCGCAGAGUGUAGUUUCUAUAUCUUGAAAAGGAAAAUAUUUUCAUAAAUUGUUUUUAUUCUAUAAGUACUAAUAAAAUAAUAUGAAAGAAA